Acanthaster planci (crown-of-thorns starfish) is the source of this 305-nucleotide messenger RNA. RefSeq lists its product as uncharacterized. Gene Ontology annotation, molecular function: calcium ion binding; protein binding. The record is from RefSeq and is a predicted model, not a curated record. NCBI's taxonomy places the organism in Eukaryota, Metazoa, Echinodermata, Asteroidea, Valvatida, Acanthasteridae.
GAGGUGUGGUUGACACCACUCCCCCAGUGGUCAGCGGCUGUCCCACAGCAGGUGUGCCCGUAACAGCCCCUGCCGGUGCCACCUCAGCAGUUGCCAGUUGGGUAGAGCCGACGGCAGUUGACAAUUCCGGAGGAACUGUGACAGUCACGUCCAGCCGCUCACCAGGCCAAAGCUUCCCGCUUGGAACGACACAAGUGACGUACACCUUCACCGAUCCAUCUCAGAACACCGCAACCUGCACCUUCGCUGUCACUGUGACAGUGUUCACCGGUCAAGAUACAGAACCUCCUGUCAUUAAUGGCUGU